AUGGACAUACCAGCUUUAUUGACUUCGGCUGGUAUGAACAUAGGGAUUUCAGUGGGGAUGUUCUCACUAUAUUCCAUAUUGAGAAAACAACCACUUAAUGUCAACGUUUACUUUGGUCAAAGGAUUGCUACUGGUCGAACAAGAAGCGACAAUAUUUGUUUUGAAAGAUUUACACCUUCCGCUAGUUGGAUUAAAAAAGCUUGGGAUGCAUCCGAAGAAGACAUCUUUGCUUGUGGGGGUAUAGAUGCAGUCGUUUUUCUUAGAAUCGUUGUUUUUAGUAUUCGUAUUUUUGCCAUCGCUACCAUUCUUUGCACUUUUCUUGUGCUUCCAUUGAACUAUUUUGGGCAAGGAAUGGUAAGGCUUGAAGAUGCGACAGCCAUGGACUUAUUGACUAUUGGGAAUGUCAGGGAAGGUUCAAGAUGGCUGUGGGCUCAUUGCUUCACUUUGUACGUUGUAUCUGCUUGUGCUUGCACACUUCUAUACUUUGAGUUUAAAAAUGUGGCGAGAAUGAGAUUGGAUCAAGUAAAUAGGUUUCCAACAAGGCCAAGUAACUUCACUGUUCUUGUUCGUGGUGUUCCAUGGUCUCCAGUAGAAUCAUAUAAUGAAUCCGUCGGGAAAUUCUUCAGCAAUUAUUAUCAAUCAAGUUACAUUUCCCACCAAGUUGUCUAUCGAUUUGGUGCUGUUCAACAACUUAUGGAGGAUGCAGAGAUGGUAUAUAACGUGAUGACAACUGUUCCAGUUAAACAAUGCUGUGAACCAAAUGCAAAUCCUGAUCGAUGUGGGCUUUGUGGAGCAAGAUCAAACUCUUUUAAAGUGGUUGGCCAUGAACACAAAUGCACAGGUCAAAAGGUUGACGAUGGGCUUAGAGAAAAGGAAUGUGAAGCGGCAUUGGUGUUCUUCAAGAGUCGAUAUGAUGCAUUAGUGGUGUCACACACGAUCCAAUCAGCAGACCCGAUGUUAUGGGUGACCCAAUUAGCUCCAGAACCACGUGAUGUUUUCUGGCAAAAUCUUUGCGUACCUUAUAACUUGUUAUGGAUACGUAAAAUAUCAGUGUUUAUAGCAUCAAUUGUGUUCAGCGUCUUGUUUCUUUUACCUACAACAUUCGUUCAAGGUCUGAUGAAGAUCCAACGUCUCCAGGCUGCAUUUCCAUUUCUAAGAAGAGUAAGAGACAGGAGUGUUAUUAACCUAAUUACUGGGUAUCUACCAAGUUUAGUGCUCACUGUUUUCCUCACCAUUGUUCCACCAUUGAUGAUGCUGUUUUCUACACUCGAAGGAGCUGUCUCUCGUAGCACAAGAAAACGAAGCGCAUGUGCCAAAAUUUUAAUCUUUAUGUUUUGGAAUGUUUAUUUUUCAAAUAUUCUCUCGGGUUCUUGGAUUGAGAGAAUGGGUAAGCUUACAGUUACUAGCCCUAAAGAUUUGGCAACCCUACUUGCAGAAUUGAUACCUCGACAGGCAUCGUUCUUUAUGACAUAUGUGAUGACGUCAGGUUGGUCAGGUCUGUCGUUUGAACUAUUGCAGCCGGUCCCACUUGUCGGGAACUGGCUGUUUAAAUGCGUUCUGAUGAGGGACGAUGAUUUUGUACGUCCAAUCACUUUUUCGUACCACACAGAGGUUACAAGAGUCCUUCUGUUUGGACUCCUUGGCUUCACCUUCUGCAUUUUGGCACCUCUGAUACUUCCUUUCUUGCUCGUCUACUUUUUCUUUGCUUUUCUUGUAUAUCGAAAUCAGAUCAUGAAUGUUUAUUAUGUGAAAUACCAAACAGAUGGAAGUUAUUGGCCUCUAGCACAUAAUGCGACAAUCUUUUCUUUGAUACUGACACAAGUAGUCGCUGGAAUAUUGUUUGGAAUGAAAAAGUCGAGCAGUGCUUCCACCUCCACCAUCCCAUUGAUCAUUGGCACCGCUCUUUUCAACGUAUUCUGCAAGAAUCGGUUUCUACCACUUUUUAGAAACCGAGCUGCACAAGUUCUUAUUGAGAUGGAUCGUGAUGAUCAACGGUCAGGAAAGCUUGAUGAGAUUGUGGAGAAGCUGCCUUCAGCAUAUAAUCAGGUUGAAUUAUGUGCUGAAAUGAUGGAGGAGAAAGAAGAGCCGCCUCCUGAGAAGCCAAAAAAGGGUAGCGAUGAGAGUCUAAAAGACUUGGAGAUUGUUAAACCGGAUAGUCCAUCUGGGGAUAGUCUUGAGGAUGUGGAGAUUGUUAAGCCAGGAAGCCCAUCUGAAACUGGGGAGCAAUCACCUCAAGUUGAAAUCGAACCCGAUUCAAAUAUAGUAUCCAUCAAGUAGCUAGAAACGGGUGUCUAUAUAUUGGUAUAUAAGAUGGUUUGGUUUAAUUACUAGGCUUGUAUAUGUAUGUGAUGUCAUGUCAUGUGUGUGUAUAUACCUCAAUCAAUGGAAUGGUCCUCCUUUGAGGUAGUCAUGUAUUUUAG
Molecule: messenger RNA, 2420 nt
Organism: Lactuca saligna
Lineage: Eukaryota; Viridiplantae; Streptophyta; Magnoliopsida; Asterales; Asteraceae
Source: the annotation of a GenBank genome assembly